GCGCUCGGGCGCCAUGUUAGGACGAAGGGGAAGGAGGAGAAGCGCUUAAAGCGGCGGGAGCGGGUGCGGGAGUGGGGUUGGACCCAGGGCUGAGGCAGGCCCCCCCCUCCCUCCCGCCUCAGUGGAUCAUGCCCAGGGCGGCAGCGGCGGCGGUUGCGGGGGGGAAGUGACUGGGCGGUGCCGGCGCAGGAGACGAUGCCGUUUCCAGUUACAACACAGGGAUCACAACAAACACAGCCGCCACAGAAGCACUAUGGCAUUACUUCUCCUAUCAGCUUAGCAGCCCCCAAGGAGACUGACUGCAUACUUACACAGAAACUAAUCGAGACUUUGAAACCCUUUGGGGUUUUUGAAGAGGAAGAGGAGCUGCAGCGCAGGAUUUUAAUUUUGGGAAAAUUAAAUAACUUGGUGAAAGAGUGGAUACGAGAAAUCAGUGAAAGCAAGAAUCUUCCACAAUCUGUAAUUGAAAAUGUUGGAGGAAAAAUUUUUACGUUUGGAUCUUACAGAUUAGGAGUACAUACAAAAGGUGCCGACAUUGAUGCGUUGUGUGUUGCACCAAGACACGUUGAUCGAAGUGACUUUUUCACCUCGUUCUAUGAUAAAUUGAAAUUACAAGAAGAAGUUAAAGAUUUAAGAGCUGUUGAAGAGGCGUUUGUACCAGUUAUCAAACUCUGUUUUGAUGGGAUAGAGAUUGAUAUUUUGUUUGCAAGAUUAGCACUGCAGACUAUUCCAGAAGAUUUGGACCUACGAGAUGACAGUCUGCUUAAAAAUUUAGAUAUAAGAUGCAUAAGAAGUCUUAAUGGUUGCAGGGUAACCGAUGAAAUUUUACACCUAGUACCAAACAUUGACAACUUCAGGUUAACUCUGAGAGCUAUCAAACUGUGGGCCAAACGCCACAACAUCUAUUCCAAUAUAUUAGGUUUCCUCGGUGGUGUUUCCUGGGCUAUGCUAGUAGCAAGAACUUGCCAGCUUUAUCCAAAUGCAAUAGCAUCAACUCUUGUACAUAAAUUUUUCUUGGUAUUUUCUAAAUGGGAAUGGCCAAAUCCAGUGCUAUUGAAACAGCCUGAAGAAUGCAAUCUUAAUUUGCCUGUAUGGGACCCAAGGGUAAACCCCAGUGAUAGGUACCAUCUUAUGCCUAUAAUUACACCAGCAUACCCACAGCAGAACUCCACGUACAAUGUGUCCGUUUCAACACGGAUGGUCAUGGUUGAGGAGUUUAAACAAGGUCUUGCUAUCACAGAUGAAAUUUUGCUGAGUAAGGCAGAGUGGUCCAAACUUUUUGAAGCUCCAAACUUCUUUCAAAAGUACAAGCAUUAUAUUGUACUUCUAGCAAGUGCACCAACGGAAAAACAACGCCUAGAAUGGGUGGGCUUGGUGGAAUCAAAAAUUCGAAUCUUGGUUGGAAGUUUGGAGAAGAAUGAAUUUAUUACACUGGCUCAUGUGAAUCCCCAGUCAUUUCCAGCACCCAAAGAAAAUCCUGACAAGGAAGAAUUUCGCACAAUGUGGGUGAUUGGGUUAGUGUUUAAAAAAACAGAAAACUCUGAAAAUCUCAGUGUUGAUCUUACCUAUGACAUUCAGUCUUUCACCGAUACAGUUUAUAGGCAAGCAAUAAACAGCAAGAUGUUUGAGGUGGAUAUGAAAAUUGCUGCAAUGCAUGUAAAAAGAAAGCAACUCCAUCAACUACUACCUAAUCAUGUGCUUCAGAAAAAGAAAAAGCAUUCAACAGAAGGUGUCAAAUUAUCAGCUCUGAAUGACAGCAGCCUUGACUUGUCUAUGGACAGUGAUAACAGCAUGUCUGUGCCUUCACCUACUAGUGCUAUGAAGACCAGUCCAUUGAACAGUUCUGGCAGCUCUCAGGGAAACAGUCCUGCUCCAGCUGUGACAGCAGCAUCUGUGACCAACAUACAGGCUACUGAAGUUUCUACGCCACAAGUAAAUUCCAGUGAAAGCUCAGGGGGUACAUCAAGUGAAAGCAUUCCUCAAACUGCCACACAACCAGCCAUUUCUCCACCACCAAAGCCUACGGUCUCCAGAGUUGUUUCCUCAACACGUCUGGUAAACCCACCACCUAGACCUUCAGGAAAUGCAACAACAAAAAUACCUAACCCUAUAGUAGGAGUCAAGAGGACAUCGUCACCUCAUAAAGAAGAGAGUCCCAAGAAAACCAAAACAGAAGAGGAACAACUUGAUACAGAGACAAGUACAACUCAAUCAGAAACUAUUCAGACAGCGUCUUCUCUGUUGGCCUCUCAGAAAACAUCAAGUACAGACCUUUCUGAUAUCCCACUUGCAAGUCCUGUUCCUGUUAUCAAGAAUUCAAUAAAACUGAGAUUGAAUCGGUAAAAACAACCUCAGGGGUCCAUAAACAAUAUCUGCCAACUCAACCUGUUGUCUUCAAAUGCUAAAAAAGGAGCAUGGAGGGUACAAGACUAGACAUGACUGAAAAUGGAUUUAGGUUUUUUGGGUGAACUCCCUUACUGGGCUAAUCAGCACUUGAUCCGAAGUCCAGGUUAGUAUGUGAAGCCAGGAGUACUAUUAUUAUUGUGUUAGCAACAGUUGCAUUAACUAUUUCCAAAAAAAUUACUGCCUUUAAAUAAGAAAAGAAAAAAAAAGAAGAAGAAAACAAAAAACAAACAAAAAAAAACACCUCAAGCUAUAUUUGUAUUCAUAAUUGACAUCUGGAUUGGGUUUAUGUUUGAUGCAUUGUUUGGAAAUUUUGCAAUACAAACUGGCAUAAUUCCUUAUUCUGAUGAUGCACUUUUAUGUAUUUUUUAUUAGAAAGUAGAACUAAUUUUAGAUUUUUCAGCUUGAUGGAUUUUCGUUUUUUCCUGAAGAAUUUCCUUUAACAUUUAUCUUCACAUUGGAUACCAUUGUGCAGUGGUGUAUCAUCAUACUUCAGAGAAAGAACAGGAGGACAUCCAGUUCAGUCCCUGUGAGGUAGCUGUGACCYUAACAAUGAAAUGUCAACUCUAGGGCAUACAUUUGACAUUGAAAGAAUAAUGAGGAAAUACUUGGUUUUGAUGGGGUUAUGAUUAAGAAAUGAUAUAUUGGUUUUAUUUAUAGAAUUGUUUUAUAGUGCAUACAAAUCAGCGAUCAGCCAAUAAAUACAUUUCUUUGAGCUUACUCUGAAGCUCUGUAUUCUUUUGCCUUCAAUCUGUUGUCUUCAAAACAAAUUUAAAAAGCUUUUUAAGCCUUCCCUCUUUUCUAUUUUUCCUUUUGCUUGUAUGCACAAAGUAGGGCUUAAUUCACAAAAACCAAAAUGCCAGUAUUUUCUUAAGCCAUGACGUGAAACCAGUGACCCUGUGGCUACAUGGCACAGAACACUAAAUUUUGGUCCCAUGGCUAAAACUUUAGGUUGACUAAAAGUAACGCCUGUGAAACAUGAUAUCUAUCUUGGAUGGCUGUUCGAUCUCUAAGAGGAAUUUUGUACACUCCACAGAACUCUCCUGUUCCUGUCUAUAGUAAAUUGAUUUUCAAUUUUAAACAUGUGGACAAAAAGGCAUUUUCUUCAAGAUUUUUAACUGAUUAUUUUUAACUGGUUUAUCAAAAUUUAUCAGUAAAUUUUACAUACAGAAACAUUUUGAAAAUCAUUUCUAGCAAGCACUUGACAUCUAGUCAGUCAGCCCUGUACUCCUUUUUUAUUUUGAUUUAUUCUAUCAAAAGAUUAGAAAUUUCCUUUAAAGAAUAGUUUCUCAUAAUUGAGCAGCAGAACAUCCAUCUUUAUGAAGAAUGAGGGAUGCCGGAUGUUGAUAAGCUUCUGAUUUCUUAUCUGGACAGAGCAGUCUAACAGAUAUUUCUGAUGAGCAUGUUUCAUGAAUCCUCCGUCGUGCUCCAUCUUAUCACAUGUGCAUUUUUCAUGUUAAAUCGCAAUUACUUAAACUCUUCCCUUGUCCUUCUAAAUUAAUUUUCCAAAGUUGGAGUGUAGUCUUUGCCCUUAGGCUAUGCAUUAAUUGAGGCUUUCUUCUCACCAUGACUUUAUAAUGUCUAGUAGACAACAUUUCCACUUCCCACAUCUCUGUUCUGCACAGUCACCUGGCCCUUCCUCCCACCACCUAAGGGAAAAAGAUGGUCAACUAACAGGUGAAGUGUACAAGGUGUCUGUGUUUUGUGUAGCUUCAGAGUUAGAUUGAUAUUGCCAGGCACAGAUUUAGUCUUGUCAUUUUGUUUACACAUUGGGGGAAAAAAAUUCAGUUUAUUAAAUGUUUCAUGUAACUGCAUCCAAGUUUUGCCAGGCUGGAAACUUGGACCUUUUCUGUGUAGUGACUUUUUAAUUCUAGUUUUCAUAACCUGGAGAUCAGACUGUUGCUUUCGCAUGAUAUAUGUAGUGUCUCAUGACUGGAGUUUGCUUUGUUUUAUGGUAUCUAUACACCUUAUAUUUUUCAAGAGCUAUUUUGUAAACAGAUGAUGUAUUUCUCCAUUGAAAACACAAUAAAA
Urocitellus parryii (Arctic ground squirrel) is the source of this 4434-nucleotide messenger RNA. RefSeq names its product poly(A) polymerase alpha (gene Papola). Gene Ontology annotation, cellular component: nucleus. Gene Ontology annotation, molecular function: poly(A) RNA polymerase activity; RNA binding. Lineage: Eukaryota; Metazoa; Chordata; Mammalia; Rodentia; Sciuridae. The record is from RefSeq and is a predicted model, not a curated record. Gene Ontology annotation, biological process: RNA 3'-end processing.